Molecule: messenger RNA, 1266 nt
Organism: Salvelinus fontinalis (brook trout)
Lineage: Eukaryota; Metazoa; Chordata; Actinopteri; Salmoniformes; Salmonidae
Product: receptor-type tyrosine-protein phosphatase mu-like
Exons: 13
Coding region: 5-1186 (393 amino acids)
Biological process (GO): protein dephosphorylation
Molecular function (GO): protein tyrosine phosphatase activity
Source: RefSeq, a predicted model, not a curated record
CAAGAUGGACUGUGUCCGCAUCGCCACUAAAGCUGCCAUACUGGUGACCCAGCUAACUACUCCGUACCUCCGCAUCGUACCAGCGGCUGGUGACGACCAACUAACAGGAGCGGCCACCCGUAAGCCUGACGCGGUAGAGCCAGAGAAACAGACUGACCACACAGUGAAGAUAGCCGGAGUCAUUGCUGGCAUCCUCCUCUUCGUCAUUAUCUUCCUCGGAGUCGUCCUCCUCAUGAAGAAAAGAAGAACCUACCACUCCUACACUUACUACCUGAAGUUGGCUAAGAAGCGUAAAGAGACGUUGAGCAGCACUCGACAGGAGAUGACAGUGAUGGUUAACUCUAUGGAUAAGAGUUAUACGGAGCAGGGGACAAACUGUGACGAGGCCUUGUCCUUCAUGGACACACACAGCCACACGCUCAACACCAGGAGUGAGUGUACCCUCACAAUCAAUGGGAGAACUGCAUCUUCCCCCUCCUCCUUCACCCUGAAUAAGUCUAAUACUCUCAGCACAACGCUUCUCAAGUCCUACUACCCAGAUCCCUUUGUGCCAACUGCUAUCUUAGUGCCCAUAAAUGGUAAGUCACCAGGACCCCCUGGUCUUGGCCUUGGUUUGGGGAAGGAGGUGAUGUCACAGGAACACACAGAUGACAACGAGAGCCAGACGAUGGGUGGUAGUAGCUGCAGUGACACCAGUAGUCUGGUCCAGUCUCACGGCCACUCCCUGAGAAAGCGAGAGGGGACAGUAGACGCGCCCUACCAGACAGGCCAGCUCCACCCUGCUAUCCGAGUAGCCGACCUGCUGCAGCACAUCACACAGAUGAAGUGUGCGGAGGGAUACGGCUUCAAGGAGGAGUACGAGAGCUUCUUUGAGGGACAGUCCGCUCCGUGGGACUCCGCGAAGAAAGAUGAGAACCGGAUGAAGAACCGAUAUGGGAACAUUAUUGCGUAUGAUCACUCCCGAGUCAGACUUCAGCCCCUGGAGGGAGAGCAGAACUCCGAUUACAUUAAUGCAAAUUACGUUGAUGGUUACCACAGGCCCAAUCAUUACAUCGCUACCCAGGGUCCGAUGCAGGAGACGGUGUUUGACUUCUGGAGGAUGGUGUGGCAGGAGAACACGGCUGCUAUCGUCAUGGUCACCAACCUGGUGGAAGUGGGCAGGGUGAGUCCACUGCUGACUGUGUAAAAGUACAGCCUAUUCCCUUCGCUAAUGCAUUACUUAGAGUGCUAGGUCAGUAGGGACGGUGCCUAACGUGUGAAUCUCAA